Menidia menidia (Atlantic silverside) is the source of this 1611-nucleotide messenger RNA. The record is from the annotation of a GenBank genome assembly. NCBI's taxonomy places the organism in Eukaryota, Metazoa, Chordata, Actinopteri, Atheriniformes, Atherinopsidae.
AUGAAGAGGAGCCAGCAGAUUGACAUCAAGCGCACCCUGGCUCUGUCCGGCGCCUUCAGCUUCCUGUGCUCCUGCUCCCAGGCCUGCCUCCUCCCUUUCCUGACCCUCUACUUCCGGGAACUGGGCCUGACCCCGGCCAUGGCGGGCGUGGUGAUGGGCGCCCGCCGCUUUCUGGGGCUGGCGUGGAGCCCCGCCGCCGGCCUGCUCGCCGCCCGCUACCGCAAGAGGCGGGCGGUCAUCGUCUGCUCCCUGCUGCUGUCUGCCGCCGUGGCCCUCCUCCUGCUGCUCCUGCCGCCCGUGGACGGGCCGGCGGGGGGCCGGCCAUGCGGCCCCGCGGGGCAGGGUCCGGUUCCCAGCCGGGGCCCGACCCCAACCGGCGCCGGGAGUGACCCUUCCACCGCCUGGACGAACCCAACGGCUCCAUCGGCUCCCUCGGCCGCCACUUCCGAAGGGCCCACCAACAUGGGAUUGGCCCCCACCGACAUGGGGUCAGUCCCCGCUGCGACCGGUGGCUCCCCGCCUCCCCCAGUGGACGAGACGGCGGCUGUAAGGAUGACCAGCUCAUCGGCGGCGAGCCCUGCGGCGAGAAACGUGAGGUCAGGGUCCCUGCCGGAGGGGGAGGGGGGGGCAGGCCUGGGCCUGGGCUUCCUGGGCAGCCUAAAAGAGAUGGACACCCACACCCAGCUCUUCCUGACCGUCCUGGUCAUCGCGUCGGUCUGGGAGUGCUUCUCGGCCCCCCUGGAGCGGGCGGCGGACGACGGCCUGUUCGAGUACCUGGACCAGGCGGACGCCUCGGACCGCCACGCCUCGGCGGGCCCCCGGGGGCCGUGGGGCCUGCUGGGCGCAGCCCGGUCCGGCGGGCCGCUGAAGGCCCUGCGGCUGGUGGCCAGCUGCCCCCGCGCCCGGCUGGCCGCCGUCACCGCCGUGGCGGCGGGGGCGGCCCGCGCCGCCGCCGAGGACUUCCUCCUGUGGCAGAUGCAGGACCACGGGAGCGGUCAGCUGCACAUGGGCCUGGCCCUGGCCCUGGCCGCGCUCUCCCAGGCCGCCUACCCGCUGCUGUCCGGCCGGCUGGCCCGGCUGCUGGGCCCCGGCCGCGUGCUGGUGGCGGGCGCCGCCGGCCUGGCGCUGCAGAGCUUCUACUACUCCUUCCUGUGGGGGCCCUGGGCCGCCCUGCCCGCCCAGCCGCUGACCUGCCUCGGCGCCGGCGCCGUCUGGUGGGCGCUGGGCGUCCAGAGCGAGGACGUGGCCGCGCCGGGGGCCGAGAGGAGCGUCCGGCGGCUGUACGGCGCCCUGUCCCGGGGCCUGGGCGGCGGGCUGGGCAGCCUGGGCGGCGGGCUGGUGGCGCAGCGCUUCGGCCUGGCGUGGCUGUUCAGGGGGGUGGGCGUGGCCCUGAUGGCGUGGUGCGCCUGCCUGCCCCUGCUCCAGUGGCGGGCGCCGCUCCGGCGCCGGGUCAACUACUCCCGCCUGCUGGCCGCCGACGGCAGCGAGGCCAGCGACUCCGGGUCCGAGCAGGAGAGGGACUGGCUGGACAGAGCCAUGGACGAGGACUGCCGCCAGCACGCCAACGGGAAGACGCCGGGCGCCCGGGUUCCUCCCGGGUCCGGAUUCUAG